AUGCAGAAGUCUGGAUGGCAAAUACAAGCUUUCUACCUGUGGGAUGCCCUUAUCUGCAAUCUACGUAGGGUUGCAGAUGUUGGAUUCCACUCAACUCCAGAGCUAAAUGCUUCUUGA
Messenger RNA from Penicillium digitatum Pd1, 117 nucleotides. NCBI's taxonomy places the organism in Eukaryota, Fungi, Ascomycota, Eurotiomycetes, Eurotiales, Aspergillaceae. The record is from RefSeq and is a predicted model, not a curated record.